Onychostoma macrolepis is the source of this 1139-nucleotide messenger RNA. RefSeq names its product dual specificity protein phosphatase 13A family protein. The record is from RefSeq and is a predicted model, not a curated record. Bases 258 to 806 code for a protein of 182 amino acids. Lineage: Eukaryota; Metazoa; Chordata; Actinopteri; Cypriniformes; Cyprinidae. Gene Ontology annotation, molecular function: MAP kinase phosphatase activity; protein tyrosine/serine/threonine phosphatase activity. Gene Ontology annotation, biological process: protein dephosphorylation; negative regulation of MAPK cascade. The transcript has 3 exons. Gene Ontology annotation, cellular component: cytoplasm.
AGCCCGCACUCAUAAACUCGUUAAAUAAUCAGUAUUUGAGAGCAAAAAAGCAGUCACACACUUUUGGUUUAUUAACAAUUUACUGCAUAAAGGCACACUUAGACAAUAAUUGGGAAAGGGCGCAUGCUCGUUGAAUGAAUGAAUAGCCAUACACUGACAUCUACUGGGGUAAACAGGGUAAUGCAGAAGUGUCACACCUGGAAAUGUCACUCAUGUAGCCUACUCAUAAAGCCACUGCUCUUCUGUUAUUCCUGAAAAUGGAGAACGUGGAUCGAAUUUUGUCUGAAAGUCCCUCUAUUGAAGAGCUGGAGGAUAUUUUACAUGGGGGUCAGCUAUCCUGUAACCACGUCGAUGAAGUGUGGCCUAAUUUGUUUCUGGGGGACAUGUACAUGUCUCAUGACAGAUAUGGCCUAUGGAGACUGGGUAUAACUCAUGUUUUGAAUGCUGCACAUGGUAAAAUGUGUUGCAAAGGAAGUGAUGACUUUUAUGGGACAACCGUAAAGUACUGUGGCGUGCCGGCAAAUGACCUGCCUACAUUUGAUAUUUCACCAUUUUUCUACCCUUCAGCACACUACAUUCAUGAAGCUCUCAGCACAACAGGUGCUAAAGUGUUUGUGCAUUGUGCUGUGGGAGUGAGCCGGUCAGCUGCUCUGGUCUUAGCUUACCUAAUGAUAUAUUGCAACUACUCUCUGGUGGAUGCCAUCUUGAAAGUGAAAGAAAGAAGAUGGAUCUUUCCAAACCGAGGAUUUCUGAAGCAGUUGAUAACUCUCAACAAUGAAUUAAACUACAAGGCGCAGUCAAAGUAAAAAAAAUAAAUAAAAAUAUUUAAACAAGUAUGCAAUUCAGAAAUCUGUAAAUUAAAAAUAGCAUCUAAUAACAGUUGAACAGUAGGCCUACUGCUGAUCAACAACUAUCAUUAACUUCAUAAUAAACAUUUCUUCUUAUUUAUAAUAACAGCUUUGUGUCAUACUUCUGUUAAAUUCAAUAUGUAAGAAUUCCAAAGCAAUACUUGUACUAUAUAUUAUCAAUAAAGGGGUCAUUUCUGGGCUCUAACUAAUAAAUGAAUGAUUUAUUUGUUUAUUUUAUUAUUACUUGAUAAUUAAUAAACAGUAGCCUAUUUAAUUACGGAGUACCUCACA